Messenger RNA from Didymosphaeria variabile, 1242 nucleotides. It is a transcript of the gene MEX67, whose product is annotated as nuclear mRNA export, poly(A)+RNA binding protein. Gene Ontology annotation, cellular component: nucleus. Lineage: Eukaryota; Fungi; Ascomycota; Dothideomycetes; Pleosporales; Didymosphaeriaceae. Gene Ontology annotation, biological process: poly(A)+ mRNA export from nucleus. Gene Ontology annotation, molecular function: protein binding; RNA binding. The record is from RefSeq and is a predicted model, not a curated record. The coding region runs from base 1 to 1242 and encodes 413 amino acids. The transcript has a single exon.
AUGACUGGCUCUGCUAUCUCCCGUCCGCGCGGCGGCGGCAUCCGCAAACAGCGCCAGAAGCGCGACCGAGACGGUGACCUGGUCAUGGGUGCAGCACCUCGAGUUGCUACGGCUGCGCGGGGUUCGGGUUCCAAGCCGAGGACUCGAGAAUCACACACGGCUCCUUUCACCGAGCUCAAGGUGACCGGUUGGACCGAUGACAAAGAGGUGGCCAAGAUCCUCAAUUUCCUCGAGCGCCAUGCUGCACGACGCAGCCAGAAGACCACAAAGGGUAGCGUACCACCAAAGAUGGUCAAGCGACAUUCAGCAGCUGGCACUCUCCUCAAGAUCUUCGUCCGUCCCGACGAUGUCCCAGCCUUCGGCAAAAUCAAUGGCUUCACUUUCAACUCCGCGCAUGGUACUCAGAAACUUACCAUCACCGGCCCCGGAAUCCGCAGCAAGUCCCCAAAUGCCAUGGACACAACGUCUGGCGACAAAGACAAGAGCACCGACAAACCAGAAACGUCGGAGACCAUCGAAAUGCUCAAAGGCUUCCUUUUCCGCCGCUACCAAGCAGAGGAGAAGCUGCUCAAUCUGUCAAAGAUUGCCGACGACGAAGAGGUGGCGAAGUCAGGCAUGUUCAACGAUGCGCGGACUCAGCAGAAGUUUUUCCCCGCCUUGAUGGUUAUUUGCGACCAGACUCUCAAAUCGGAAGAUCAGAAGCGCGAAAUGAUCCACAGCGUAACGCUCGCAGGCAAUAAUCUACCAAACUUGGAUGUCGUGCGCAACCUUUCGACGACACUACCUCACAUUCUGAACCUCGACCUAUCCGGCAAUAAGUUUGCCAGUGUCCGCGUGCUCAAGCCGUGGAAGAAUAGGUUCCGUUCACUCGAACAUCUCAUCGUCGAGAUCACCGAGCCGGGCUGGGAAGAGGAACUCAUCUCGUGGUUUCCCAAGCUCCGCAUCCUCAAUGGCCAGCAGGUUCGCCCUGAUCCUGUGCCAGCCGCACCCGCCGCCGCCGGCCCAGCAGUCCCGGCAGCGCCGGCAACCGAUCUAGUACCUACACCGACAGUUCCGGCAGUCCCAGUCUCUGGCCUUACCCCUGAGCAAGAGCAAAUGGUCGUCUACGUCAUGGAGCAGACCAAUCUCAAGCGCGAGAUGGCUCUCCAGUGCCUGGAAGCCGGGAAGUGGGAUAUCAACGCCGCUGGGCAGCUCUUCCUCGCCACUAAGGAUACUCUCGGGCCUGACUCCUUCAACAGCUAG